AUGCAUACUUCGAAUUUGAUUUUCAUUUGCAACGUUUCACUUGUGGUGGUUUCAAUUGCCGGAUUGUGCCUAACUUCCUCAAUUUUUGACUUUAUUGUCUCAUCCCGACUUUAUUACACUAUUCCAGAUCAUAGGAUUCUCAUCAGUCCAACUUUGGCAUUAUGGCUUUACCCAACAUCGAUCGUCUCGUUCAUUCUCUCAUUUGCCGCUUUGCUAUUCCUAUCAGCCGGCGAGAAGGUCCUGGAUUUUGCGAUUCGCCAUCAAUUUUUGCUCUCAUUUUUCCACGGAAUUCUCAUGUGCGUCGUCUGCAUUCUGUCAGCAUUCGUCAGUUUCCUCUGCGCUCAGAACACCGCUGACAUCUCGAUUUUUGCCGCCCACGCGACUCCCGUCCAAUUCCAACAAGCCUCCUCGUGGUACUACAUUCGCCUUCGCGCUCUCACCGUCGUCGUCGCGCUCCAAUGCAUUCUCAACUGCGUCAUCGUCGGCGUGCUCUAUCUGGGCAUCAAUUGCAAAUACCGUACUUUUGUGCAAGUCGCGCAGAAGCCGAUGCAACCCGAUCUUGUUGAAAGGACCACUUACUUCGCGUAA
Molecule: messenger RNA, 588 nt
Organism: Caenorhabditis bovis
Lineage: Eukaryota; Metazoa; Nematoda; Chromadorea; Rhabditida; Rhabditidae
Source: the annotation of a GenBank genome assembly